This is a messenger RNA of Cladophialophora yegresii CBS 114405, 1071 nucleotides long. RefSeq lists its product as uncharacterized. Bases 1 to 1071 code for a protein of 356 amino acids. The transcript has a single exon. The record is from RefSeq and is a predicted model, not a curated record. Lineage: Eukaryota; Fungi; Ascomycota; Eurotiomycetes; Chaetothyriales; Herpotrichiellaceae.
AUGGCGUUGCUGUGGCAACGAGCCAAAAGCGUGAAACAUUCACUGACGUCGAAAAAGAUCGCAGAGCUCCUUGCAGAGUACAAGAUCGCAACAGGAACAGGCCCAAUCUCGACAAGGACCAGAAACAGAUUGGAGGAACUGCCUGUCAACGUCCCUUAUGCCCAGCAAGAAGUCCGUCACUUUGAUGUUCUCGAUGGCGAGUUCGAAGAUGAAGAAAAUGAUGAUGCGCAAACUGUCACCGACACCACAGCAAGCACAGCCGAAGAUAGCGAACGUGCCCUUACUGCUUCUGCCAAGCUGACCAAAGCCGAAAUCCGCGCCAUGAAGAAAGCUUCCAAGGCCGCAAAGUCACAGUCCAAAGCUGCUAAGAACCAGCAGAGGCAUGUCAUCAAUGUCCGCACUGAAGAUGUCUCCUUCGUGGCAAAGGUCUUGCACGGAGAUGCUGCGGAUGCAGAAGGCCCAGCGAGUGCCACACAUCCACUGGCCACCGACAGGACCAUCGAGGAGGUCAUUGCCCGCAACAUGGGCUUCUUGUCGAGCAUUGACGACCACAAGAAGGCGUUGCUGUCAAGCAUUGCACAGAGGAGGAGGAGUGACCGAGACAGGCGUAAGAGCGCUUCUACUGCGAGCAGUGGUGGUCCCAAAAAGCGAAGGUUCAGCGAACGUGUGAAUGACGAUGACCCAGCUGAGGAUGAGAUGGAGGAUCUGCUUGUGGCUGUGCUGGGCAAGCUGGGAGUAGAUGUCGAACAUGCCCGGUCCUGUGGCACUCCCCUUGCGGUCCCGAUCGUCAACGGUGGUAGUGCCAAAAAGAACAGAGCUGGAGUCGACAAGGGCGUUGUCUGCAGGCCACAUCAAAUCACUUCCAUUAUUGCUAGUCUCAAAGGCUUAGUGCGAGAUGACUUGGAACGGUUCGAGAACGAGCAGCGCGAGACAUGUGUCCGAGCAGGUGGUUUUUGGAGAUAUGUUGGCAGGCCGGUCUUUGAACGCAUGACCCAGAUCGCAAAGGAGCUGGACUGGAAGACGGGGAUGAAGUUGAAGGAAAUCAACGGCAAUAGGGAACGGGAGGAGUAA